Molecule: messenger RNA, 10608 nt
Organism: Doryrhamphus excisus (bluestripe pipefish)
Lineage: Eukaryota; Metazoa; Chordata; Actinopteri; Syngnathiformes; Syngnathidae
Gene: smad4a
Product: SMAD family member 4a
Biological process (GO): cell differentiation; BMP signaling pathway; transforming growth factor beta receptor signaling pathway
Cellular component (GO): heteromeric SMAD protein complex
Molecular function (GO): I-SMAD binding; DNA-binding transcription factor activity, RNA polymerase II-specific; RNA polymerase II cis-regulatory region sequence-specific DNA binding
Source: RefSeq, a predicted model, not a curated record
UUGCUCAGGUUUUAACAGUACUACUCAUUUAGCGUCUUGGUCAAAAGCCUGUCACUAUUCUCACAUGCGCAGUGUGACUCGUGUGGGUGGGGAGGAAUUUUUUGUUUAUUUUCGUGGCUAGUUUGGCGGUGCGGCAAACCUGCUGUUGUUAGCAUCGCCGACUGCUCUCACAUGUAUACGUUUUUAAGCCAGUAGAGUCGACAAGCGACACUUGGGAGAUUUAAACACAUUCAACGUAGUGGCUAAACGGCGAAGGACCGUCCUUCACAGAAAGAAAGGUUUCUUAGGCACUUGUAUUGACUCUUAAACUGGAGAGCGAGAGAGAGAGAGAGCGAGAGAGGAACUCCCCAAGGCUGAAACCAAAGGAGAAGGAUGUCCAUCACCAACACACCCACAAGCAACGAUGCUUGCCUGAGCAUCGUCCACAGCCUGAUGUGCCACCGGCAAGGGGGGGAGAGCGAGAGCUUUGCUAAGCGAGCCAUCGAGAGCCUCGUCAAGAAGCUGAAAGAGAAGAAAGAUGAGCUGGAUUCGCUCAUCACGGCUAUCACCACCAACGGAGCGCAUCCCAGCAAGUGUGUGACCAUACAACGUACUUUGGAUGGCCGCCUACAGGUUGCCGGGCGUAAAGGAUUCCCCCAUGUGGUCUAUGCGCGACUGUGGCGGUGGCCUGAUCUACAUAAGAAUGAAUUAAAACACGUCAAAUACUGCCAGUAUGCCUUUGACCUCAAAUGUGACAAUGUUUGUGUCAAUCCAUACCAUUAUGAGAGGGUGGUGUCCCCAGGCAUUGACCUAUCAGGACUGACACUAUCAAGCUCAGGUCCACUCAUGGUGAAAGACGAAUACGACUAUGACAACCAGCAAUCUCAUCCCAGCUCUGAAAGCCACCUGCAGACCAUCCAGCAUCCUCCAUCCAGACCCGGUCCGCAAGAAACCUUCAGCAGCCCCACAUUACUCCCUCCACCGGAGGGAAGCAGCUCAGCUUCCACUUCUGCCUUCUCGAGCAUCAGUGCUGGGCCCUCGAGUGAGUCACCUCCAUGUCUAAGCACUGUUAAUGAUGACAGAGCCCAGUGGAUUGUUAUUGACCUGUUUUUGGUUUUCACAGAUUCCAACCCCAACUGGAGCAGAAACAACAGCUUCACCCCUGCGGUGCCUCCACAUCAAAAUGGACAUCUACAGCAUCAUACACCUAUGCCUCAUACAGGACAUUACUGGCCCGUUAGCAAUGAAAUAGCAUUCCAGCCCCCGAUAUCCAACCAUCCAGCUCCAGAAUAUUGGUGCUCCAUUGCGUACUUUGAAAUGGACGUCCAGGUUGGCGAAACGUUUAAGGUGCCCUCCACAUGCCCGAUAGUGACCGUGGACGGCUAUGUGGACCCCUCUGGAGGCGAUCGCUUCUGCCUGGGCCAGCUGAGCAACGUCCACAGAACGGAGAACAUAGAGAGGGCCAGGCUUCACAUUGGCAAAGGCGUGCAGCUGGAGUGCAAAGGGGAAGGAGACGUGUGGGUACGCUGUUUGAGUGACCAUGCAGUGUUUGUGCAGAGCUAUUACCUGGACAGAGAGGCGGGACGCGCACCUGGGGACGCCGUCCACAAGAUCUACCCCAGCGCUUACAUCAAGGUGUUUGACCUGCGGCAGUGCCACAGGCAGAUGCAGCAGCAGGCAGCGACAGCUCAAGCGGCUGCGGCGGCUCAGGCAGCAGCAGUGGCUGGGAACAUCCCCGGGCCUGGUUCUGUGGGCGGUAUCGCUCCGGCCAUCAGCCUGUCUGCGGCCGCAGGCAUCGGCGUCGACGACUUGCGUCGGCUGUGCAUCCUGCGCAUGAGCUUCGUCAAGGGCUGGGGGCCCGACUACCCCCGACAAAGCAUCAAAGAGACGCCCUGCUGGAUCGAGAUUCAUCUACACCGUGCCCUGCAGCUCCUGGACGAGGUUCUUCACACUAUGCCCAUCGCUGACCCCCAGCCUCUCGACUGAGUCUCAAGGCGUGAGCUUGAACAAAAACAUUUUUUUUAAAAGGGUGGGAGAGGAGGACUGUACAGCCACAGGGACAACGAGCCGUGUCGGGCAAUAGGAUGACAAGCCAAGACACUGUAGAGUCCCUAUAGUCUAAGCUUACAGAGUGGGACAGUACACUGACAACUAGCAUUUUUAUCAAUCAAGCAAACGGACUGUUUGAGGAAAUAAACACAUCCAUAAGUCCACAUAAUAAUGCUACAUCUCUCCCCUAUGCAGACAUUUUAUGUAUUUAAUAUUUAAACUUUGCAGAGCCCCUGUUUUGAGCUUUAUAAUGCCCCUGCUUGGCUUCAGCUGGAGUCUUCUGCUGGUCCAGUCUUCCUCAUACUCCUCCUCAUCCUCUUCCACUGGCUCUCCAGACUCUCAUGUGGCUUCACGUAAGUGGGAGUUUUUCAAUCCAUCCUACUCUUUUUUUCGUGUCAUAUCAGGAUUUUACUCAUGUUCUCAUAUGUAUUUUUUGAAAGUUUUUUUUUUUUUUUUAAAUAUACCUUUUGUGAGAUGCUGAAAAGCCCUUUCCAGACUUGACAUGUUUUAAACUGAUGAUCAUCUCCAUAGCACUUUAAUAUUGUUUAGUUUGUCGUCUCCCGCGUAGUUUUGCUAAAUGCUACGGAACUACGCAAAAUGCAUCAUGAGCUAACUCGCCACAGUACAUCAUAACAUCCCAUAAGCGAGGACUGUGAGAGGAAAUGUAAGAUAGAUAGAUAGAUAGACUCCCUUUAUUGUCAUUGCACAAAAACACAGUAGUGAAAUUGCCAACGAAAUGUCGUUGCCUGGCUCCCAUAUAAUAACAGACACAAAAGAAGAUAAGUAAUAAUAAAUAAUAAUAAUAAUAAUAAUAAUGUGGAGAAUAAAUAGAUAUAAUAGACACCAAAUAUGAACAACAUAAUGUAAAGUGCAGCGUGAACAGUAAAUUGCCCAAAUAAUUUAAAUAAUUAAAUAAAUAAUAAUAAUGUAAGUAAGGUAGAGGGGCUUAUUUGGCAUUCAGCAGUCUGAUGGCCAGGGGGAAGUAGCUGUCUCUGAACCUGGUCGUCCUACAGCGGAUGCUGCAGAACCUUCUCCCCGAUGCCAGGCGAGAGAACAGUCCAUGCUGGGGGUGUGUGGGGUCAGAGCAGAUCCGAUGGGCUCUAGAUACACACCGGCUGUUUGCUAUGUCCUUAAUGGGGGGGAGUUGGGUCCCGAUGAUCUUCUCCGCUGUCCUCACCACUCUCUGCAGUAACGUCCAGUCCGAGGCCUUGCAGCUCCCAGACCAGACGGAGAUGCAGUUGGUCAGCAGGCUCUCGAUGGUCCCUCUGUAGAAGGUGGUAAGGAUAGGAGGGGAGAGGGAGGCUCUUUUCAUCCGCCGCAGGAAGUGCAGUCGCUGCUGUGCCUUCCUCGCCAGAGCGGAGGUGUGGAGUGACCAGCCGAGGUUGUCUGUGAUAUGCACCCCCAAGUACUUGGUUGUGUUCACAACUUCCACGGCUGUGUCGUUGAUGCUGAGUGGAGUGUGGCUGGGUCUGGAUCUCCUGAAGUCGACGAUGAUCUCCUUUGUUUUGUCAACAUUCAGGAUCAGGUUGUUCGCCUUGCACCAAUCCACAAGGUGUCGCACUUCCUCCCUGUAAGCCAGUUCGUUGUUGUCCUGAAUGAGGCCCACAACUGUUGUGUCGUCCGCGUACUUCAGGAUAUGGUUGCUGCUGUACUUGGGGCGACAGUCAUGGGUCAUUAGGGUAAACAACAGGGGGCUCAGAACACAUCCCUGGGGUGAGCCGGUGUUCAGGGAGAUGACACUGGAUGUGUUGUCGCCCACUCUGACAUACUGGGUUCUAUCUGUGAGGAAGUCAAGCAGCCAGUUGCACAGGGAGGUCUUGAGGCCCAGUGGCUCCAACUUGCGUACCAGGUCCUGGGGGAUGAUCGUGUUGAAUGCUGAGCUGAAGUCCAGGAACAGCAUCCGUACAUGGGUGUUUUUCUUCUCCAGGUGCUCCAGGCUCAGGUGGAGAGCAGUGGAGAUGGCGUCUUCAGUGGAGCGGUUUGGCUGGUACGCGAAUUGAAAAGGGUCGAGUGAUGGGGGGAGUAUGGAGGUGAUAUGGUCUUUAACCACCCUCUCGAAACAUUUCAUAAUGGUUGAUGUGAGUGCAACGGGCCGAAAGUCGUUCAGACAUGUAAUGGAUGGUUUCUUGGGCACUGGAAUUAUUGUGGCGGACUUGAAACACGGGGGGACUACAAUAUUGAUGCCAAAUGCAGUAAUUUCAGUCGUUUCCUUUUGUUUCCCCUGCUCGGCACAAUUGAUCAAACAAUAGUGCAGUAUUUUCUACUAUUCUUGCUACAUGCACGAACCACCACAAAAUUUGCAGCUCAACUUUUAUUACAGGCAUAACUUGCAUCCGAAAUACGCACAUCAUGAAUGCAUUAUAUUAGUGUUAAUAUGUAUGAAUAUGAUUGAAUAAAAAUGUAAUGGGCAAACAUGAUUGGUUUUAGGUGGAGUUUGUACGCAAGGAAGUCGAGGCAUUGAACAAGAAAACGUUUAUUACUGCAAAGACAAAGUCACAACUUUUAAGGAAAAAAACAAAAAUAAAACACUAAAAAGAAGCUAGCCUGAGCUGAGAUCUGAAAUAUUCAGAAAAAACAAACUACAUGUGUCUCUUUUUUUUUUAAGGUUUCUAUAGUCAGCAAUACGACACACUAAAUAAAUGAUAACGUCUUUUAUAAAUAUAAAAGUCCUUGUUUUUAUGCAAAAUACAACGAUACAAAUUACCCCACACGCUCGCCAAGUUGAAAAGAUAUAUAUGUAUAUUUAUAUAUAUAUGUAUAUAUGAGGGAAAAACGGCACACAGAAAGAAAGACAUGGAAUUGGUGUGUAUAUAUUAUAUCAGAUAUAAGAAGAGGGGAAAAUAACCAAAUGGUCAGGACAAAUAAAUAAACCUUAACUUCAUGAUAUAUACAUUUUUUUGUCUAAAAUAAACAAAAGCUCCCAAACGUCACUGCCAAAAUGCUUGUGCUUGCAUUCGAGCGUGCUACAGAUGGCCACAACUCACUAAGACCAAUGGCACUUGAUGAAAACCUCUACAAAAACCAAGCAAAAAAACAGAUCACAGCAUCCAGAAACAAAACCAAGAAAAAUCACCAUCAUUAUGAGGAAUAAAGAAAUGUUUACUUACAUGACUCCCAUUGAUAGUUCUAUACAAAUUUAAAGAGAAAAGAAACUUUAGGGAUCAUCUAUCACACUCGUUACAAUAAAUAAUAAUCCAGCUCAGAUCAAGUCCAUGCUGCUGUCCUUGCAACAAAAUGCCUCUGAUGGCAUAGACCCAAAAACGUAUGUCGGUUUUGGAGGGGGAGUUAAAAGGCACUGGAGUCUUGCUAUGGGUCAAGUGAAGCUGCAAAAAAGAAACAGCUUUUUUUCUGCUAGGACAUUUUCUUAGUACAGACAAAUCCAACAAGAAAAAAAUACAUUUUUUUUAAACAAUAACACAUAAAAAUGUGUUGGCAGCAUUGUCAUUAGUCCUGUGUGAGGCUUUUAAGACUCAGAAAUAAAAAAUCACUGUCUGGCACUAAAAUGUAAAACAAACAAAAAAAAAUCUAGCAGCACAGACCAGAAAGCACAUCCAUACGAUUUUGAAGAAAGCAAAGCCAUUUCCCCCCCCGAUAAUCAGGCACAAAUAAGUUUACCAUCGACGUGUUGUGGAUUUAUACAACAAAGGGAGCUGAGAUUUACAUUAAAAUCACAACGCAAAGCCUCAUCACUUAAUUUCUUAAGAAUUCUGUUCAUCUCAACAGUUGGUGAAGCUUUGUGUAAGAGUAAGGCAAAGAUCCAGUGCAGUCCUGUCUGACGCAUAUCUUGACCUCCUUUAAGGCCAACAAAUUGUAAGUAAACAAACAAACAAAAAGAUUACACCUGGUCCUUCUGUACAGUAGCUCUGCACUUUUUGCAGGGUUAUCAUUCCUUAAAACAGGACCACUGACUGUAUGGCAUGGGCGUGGUGAGCCAAACACAAUAAAUAGAAUAAAUAAUCGCAGAGAAAUGGUGCAGACCAUUUUCCAACAAAAAAACAAAACAAAACAAAAAAAGUUCCUAUUUAGGAGGAUUAAUCUCAGUAGUGUCCACAACAUUAGAAGGCUUUAACAUUUCAAGUAUAGAUGGUACAGUAGUCCAUGUGCCUUUUUUUUUCUUCCCUUUUUCACAGUCUACUUACGUACAUCAGCUACCUUGGCAACAAUCACAUCCAUCAAAAGCAACAAAUAAAUGUACUGUAGAAGUAUAUUAUAUAUAUUCUAUACAUAUAUAUCUAGAUUUUUAUAUAUUUCUUUGAAUAUCAGAAAAUAUCUACUUUUGGUCCACUGUACAAAGAUGACCAGAAGUGGGGGGGGGAGCUUGGGGUGGCGAUGUGUUUGAUGGGUGUUGAACAGGAAUGGAAAUUUGUGUUAAGAAAAGUGUGUUUUUUCGCUGUGGUGUUGUGCAAUAGGGUUUGGACAGACUGUGCUGUAUGUGUCAAGGGGGGGCUGGCACCACUGGCUUGAGGUAGGGUGACUUAUGGAUGUGCACACACACACAACGCACACAUACACACACACACCAAAAACAGACAGUAGAACACAACAACACCAUGCACACUUCACCCAAAACAAAGGCUAGAACGCAACAAUAGGCCUCGACAAGGCAGAGUGGGAGCAGGAGUGGGAGUUUGAAUAGGAGAUACCGUACUGCAAGAGAUAUGGAGUGGGAGCGGGAGCGGAGCCUGAAGGGAGGAAAGAGUGGAAGUGGGAACAAGAGUGGGGUCAGGAAUAGGGUCGGAAAAGUAGUAGAUUCAUUCCCGCAGAAGGAGCAGGAGUUGGAUGGCAAAAAGGAAGAAAGAGGGCAAGCGGGAGCAGUGACAUUAGUACAGAGGGCAGGGGUAUAAACUGAGAUAGCAAACAUGAGCAGGGAUGGGAAAUGUGGGGGAGGAGAUAUACAGUACUGGAGUGGGCACAGGAGCAGGAAUGAGGGUUGGAGAGCAGAAGCAGGAGUGGGUUCCGUAGCAGUAGUGUGAGGGCAGGAGGGAGAAAGGGAGAAAGCAGGAACAUGAAUAAGGGUGGGGAAAAGAGGUACGGUACUGCAGACGUCAAACCAGGAUAAAAUGUACCGAGAGCAGAAAAAAAAAAUCAGGAUUAUGGCUAGGAAAAGGAGAUACAGAAGAAAGGAGUUGGAACAGGACUGAAAGGAGGGAUGAGUCCAACCAUCAUGAGUCAAAGAUGUAAGAAGCUUAGCGGCGCUGAUCCCGACGAAAGCAACAGUUGUGUCUGUGACUGCAUCCCUCGGUCGAAACAAUGAUGAGCCAGCCCAAAUCCAACCAACCAAAAGAGCCUAGCCUGUGUUGGGGGAUGCUGCAAAAAGCAAAACAAAUCAAGGAACCCAAAAAAGUAAAAGAUGGGGUGACAGUGGCUAGUCAGGACACUGAGAACAGCAGUAUUUUGGAAUAAGGCACUGUGAUAAAGCGGAGGUACAUUAAAUCCCUGACAUUCCUUCUGCUCUGAGACAUGGCACAACAGCUAUUGGCUCAUUCUCAGCCGCCUCUCAUUGGGUUGUUGUUUUUUUCUUUUUUUUGGUCCUUUUUGUAAAUGUAGUAAAUUUGAUUGAGACAGAAAACUGCAAAAAACGGGAACAUGUCCAGCAGGCUGAUUUCUUUGUGAUUAACAUGGACAAAAGGCAAACGUUAUGUAUUGAGUGCAUAAUAGUCUACUGGUGAGAGGAUGUGGAUUUGUACAGCUGAUGUCUUCCUCCUAUUUACAAGAGUAGCAGCGCACUUAUUCCUUACGGGGGUCCGUUUUAGUGGAGGCUAAAAGCGUUACGCAGCUUGUGAUAUAUAAAGGCUACCGCCCCAUCGUGGUUGGUCCAAUGCCGUACAUAACAGCUACAUACAAUCGUCCAAAAUAGUUCUUGUUCAGCAACUAAUUCCAACACAAUGAUAGCACCAUGUUUUUGGGUUAUACUAAUCAAAACGUACAGUACAUCUAUGUACAAUGGGCUAUUGGAGCUCAGAGACAUCAGUAGUUUGAAGGAUUUUCGUGAGAGCUUAACCCUGUUUUAUAGACAAGCGGUGUCAUCUUCCUCCGUUUGUUGCUGCUAAAACAAAGACUUAUUACAAGAGGCAGCAUCCUGGCCACGGUAUCAAUACCCCAAGCGCUCUUCCGCAUGGACCGGGCUGGACUGUGUCGACCCGAGUGCAGACAGAGACAAAAGAGAUGUAAACAUGGAGGCUGACAGAUAUGUGGGGAAAGCGAGACAAGGUCAGACAUGUCCUCUCACACCAUCAAACCGAGGCGUAGGUGUUGCCUGUGGCGCUGCAGUGGCGGAUGGUCGGGGUGCCGGCCGAGGGGGUUAAGAUGUGCUCGCUGUGGUCUUGCGGGGGCUGUGGCAGUGAGUGGAGGACGCCGGGCUGGACCACACCCACCACAGGGUGGGAUCCGUCCUCCAGACCGCCGACCUGAAUGACCUGGAUCACCUCGUGUUCGGACUUCUCACGUUUGGCCAGGGGUUCCCCCGACUCUUCCGACUCGUCAUCCAAAUCGCUAUCCAGUCCGCUCGUUUCAUCUGUUGGGUGGAGAGAACAUUUUAAAAAGUAGAACAGUGAUGCUCGGGAGGAUUCUGGAGGAUGACCUAAAAUGUUGGCUGGGCAGUUCCAUUUCAAGUCCGAAUGAAGGAGAUAUUCCACGUCAUAGCAAACCAACCAAAGCUUUCCCACUCUUUCCCUGAAAUUGUUUUUCCAGGACAUUACAUACUAACGACACUAGCACGCAGACCUCACAGCUAGGAGACCGGGGUUCAAUUCCACCCUUGCGCAUCUCUGUGUGGAGUUUGCAUGUUCUCCCUGUGCAUGCGUGGGUUUUCUCCGGGUACUCCGGUUUCCUCCCACAUUCCAAAAACAUGCUAGGUUAAUUGCCGACUCCAAAUUGUCCAUAGGUAUGAAUGUGAGUGUGAAUGGUUGUUUGUCUAUAUGUGCCCUGUGAUUGGCUGGCCACCAGUCCAGGGUGUACCCCGCCUUUCGCUCGGAGACAGCUGGGAUAGGCUCCAGCACCCCCGCGACCCUCGUGAGGAAAAGCGGUAGAAAAUGAAUGAAUGAAUGAAGUAACGGCACUUUAGUACUUUUUAAUUUCUAGUUUUUAGGUGCUCAGUCCUUAAUGGGGGAUGCUCCUGCUUUGUGAAUCUAGCUAGAUUGGACUAAAGAUGUUUGUGUAAGGAUGCACGUACCUUUAUCGAUGUUUGAGAGUGACAGGCUGUUGAGGCUGUCAAACUGGAAGUGAAAAGCAAAACCGUUUUCAGCGUUCUCCCAUGGAAUCAUCCUAAAUCUGAUGUAGCGGUCAUACCUCGCCCAUGACACCGAUGGGCGUCUCUCCAGUGGCUUGGGCCACGCGGUGCUCCACUAGGUAGAACAUAUACUCAUCGUAGAGCAGGCGGAUCAGGUGAAAAGAACCGAAGCUGGCAGCACUGCGCAGUGUCAGAUCCCGGAUCACCAUAGAGCUGACCAAAAGAGGAAAAAAAGAGUGAGUAUCUAUUUUUUAUCCACACGGUGCAUUGAUGUAGUUUCCACCUGUAAAAGGACCACUUGAGUAGGAACUGCCGGGCCGCCUUGGGGAAGCUGGGCCGCUGCUCAUAGGGCUUCAGCACUUGAGUGACCACGUUAUCCAGCCAGGCCGCCCACUGCUCCAGGGAGCUUUGCUGCUGUAGCGUGGCCUUGAAGUCCUGCUCCAAGUGCUGAACCAUGCCCUCCUCGCACUGGCACACCCACGACGCUUGCUCCUGUUUGGCAUAGAAAACCAGCGAUGAGUUCCUGCGGCUCAAGACUGGAGAAGAAACGGUAAUGUGUGUCGGCCGUUACACGAACCUGCACGUUGGCAAAGUCGACGCGAUUGAGAUCGCUCAGCAUCUGGUUGAUCUGUGACGUGUUCUGCAACACGGCACGGGCCGCCUGAGCCAGAUGGUUCAGAGACGUGUAUCUGCGUAGUGUUUGCGCAAAGGCACUAACAGCGGCAACCUAAUCAAAGGAGAGGCCCUGGUCAGACGACUUACUUGCUUACUUGCUAAACCAAUCAGGAUAAUGAAUACAGAAGUGUUUUUAAUCAUCAUGAUCAUAUAGAUCAGGGGUCUCAGACACGCGGCCCGCAGGCCAAAUGUGGCCCGCAGGACACUAGUUUGAGGCCCCUGCCUUGAUAUGAAAGUUUAAUGUUAGUGCGGCCCGCGCAAGUUUGAUAUGGAUGCUGUAUGGUAUCAUGUACCCAGAAAAAAUUAUUACGUUUGAUUAAUGUUCAUGUUAAAGGUUAAAUAACUGUUAAUAGUUAUCCUCCCUAUCUGUGUGGAAGUGGUAAGUUUUUGGCUUUUUAAGUUUAAAGGAAAUAAAUUGAAGGCUACUGUUUAGGUCGCUAGCUCUCUAGUUUGCGAGUUAACAUGUGUCUCAAGACCCUGCAGUUGCGCAAUAUGUUGUAAAUAAAGAGUAUACAUGUGACUAUAGUCGUGUUUUGUCAUGUCUACAGGGCUCUAAUAAUGCUUUGUUAAUUUUAAUCAGAAAAAAAUAAUUUGUCUACCCACCAACUAUAUGUGGUUUAAGUUUUUAUUAUUUGCUGUUUUAUUAUUAUUAUUAUUUAUUUAUUUAUUACUGAUUG